Molecule: messenger RNA, 696 nt
Organism: Trypanosoma cruzi
Lineage: Eukaryota; Euglenozoa; Kinetoplastea; Trypanosomatida; Trypanosomatidae
Product: trans-sialidase, putative
Exons: 1
Molecular function (GO): exo-alpha-sialidase activity
Source: RefSeq, a predicted model, not a curated record
CAGGGGGAGAAUCAGCUGUACCACUUCGCGAACUACAACUUCACUCUUGUGGCGACGGUGUCCAUCCACAAGGUGCCGACGAAGGAAGAUACUCCCAUUCCUUUGAUGGGUGUGAAGACGAAUGACGCAGAGAAUGCAGUACUUCUGGGACUGUCGUACAACAAAGAAAAGAGGUGGAAAUUGUUGCAGGGUGGCGGAAAGACCGAGGAGCUCAGCGGCACUUGGGAGACAGAUGCAAAGUACCAGGUGGCGAUUGUGCUACAGAACGGCAAACAGGGCUCGAUCUACGUUAAUGGUAAACUUGUGUGUAAGGAUGCGCAAUGUGAAUUGAAAAAUACGGAUAUUAAUGUGGUCUCCCACUUCUGCAUUGGAGGGGAUGGAGACAAAACAGGGAGCAAAGAAGACGUGUCUGUGACUGUGACGAACGUCCUACUGUACAACCGCCCGUUGGAUGGCAAUGAGAUUAAUGCGCUUAACGCAAACAAAGCUUCUAUUCCGAAGAAUGUGGCUGCGCGUACCUCUUCACCCGUGGUGUCUCGCCCGAAGUGCUCUGCUGAACAUUUGGCGGCGGGAGCAACGGGUGGCGUUGCCGCUCGUGACAGUGGGGCACAUGGUGAUGGCGGCACUGUGUUUGGCAACGAGGUGCUGCCAUCGCUUGUUCUUCUGUUGGGACUGUGGGGGUUUGCGGCUCUGUGA